GUUCGCUGGCCGACCACACUCUGCCGACCCGAACCGCGGUUCUGCAACGCCCUACCACCAUACCCGAACCCAAGUCAGUUCUACUAGCCCUCGCGUUGCCGGCAUUCCAAGGACUUGAUCAUUCGCUUCGCGGGUCUACCAAAGGCACCUUUCUUCGCCUCAGUGCUGUCAAGAUGAUCGGGUCAUGACCUCAAUCCCUCCGGCCGAACCGCGGCCCCCAAGGCGUCCUCCCGAUCCAUCUCGACCUCCACUCGAUCGAGUACAAAGUGAUGUUUUCUCACCCAUUGGCAGACGGCCGCCCGUUGCACCGAGACAAUUAACAGAACCGGGGCACGAUAGACCAGCCAAGCGUAGGAGACUUGAGGGAGAUGUCACGGGCACCACCGCCGCUGCCAACCACAAUCAUGGGACGUCCACCACAACCACAAUAUCAGACACUAAACCCUCUCGACUGCGGCUGGUCGCGCCGUCGGCCCUUGGUUUCGGAGUUCGUAAAUUGCAGGACGAGAAGAAAAAGGAGGAAGCAGCAGAUGAGAACGAGGUGCCAGAUCUUCCUGGUCGUCCCUGGAACCUUUCGCAGCCGUCAAAGCCAACGGAGGAACCACAACCCUCCCAUCGGCGAAGAGUCCAUGUACCGGUACCCACUGGUCCCGACUCUCUAGCAACUCCGGCAUCAGUACCCAGCUUGGUACCCAAUAAGGUGGCCGGGUUCUUUCCGUGGACAGGUAAACAUCCAGAGGACGUGCUCAACGACACCAAUGUCAAGCAAGGGUAUUGGGACAAGCCACCGAAUCCGACGGAGAAGGAGCUUAACACAGCGCGGGUGCCAUUGUACAAUGCAUUCAAGCACAAGUCUGGUGUGGAACAACUCUCUGUAUUAUUCUCCCUUGUACUGGACGAGAGGAGUAAGCAUGGUCACAUCAGUUCUGCGUCGACCUUUAAGCCUCCACCGCGAGUAACCUUGACUGAAGCGAAGAGGAAGUCAUGGAUCGCUGACCUGGCAAAUGCUGAUGUGCCAUUACGGAAGCUUAGCAGGACCAUCCCACAGGGUAUUCGCGGACAGCUGCUCUUGGAUCAAUGUCUACAAAAUUACGUCCCUCUGAGUCGUGCGAUCUGGUUCGCAAAGUGUGUCUGUGCAAAUGAGAUCAGGACUCUCAAGAGGAAAGGCACCACUCCCGCGGUUGCCAUGGGCACAGAGGGAAAAUGGCUCCGUGAGUGGACUAUCAGCGUGGAACAGUAUGUCGAGUCGCAUUUGGCACAAGUCAAACGCCUGGAUUGGCGGGAGAAUAUACAGUACGCUGUUCGACUUACCACCCGUUUGUACAUGGAGAACCUGCUGGAUCGGGAUCACUAUCUGGACUGGGUUUUACGAUCCUUUGCCAAUGCAGACCUUGAACAGCUGCCUUUCUGGCUGAUGGUGACCCACAUUUACCGGCAAGAUCUAAGCUAUUACCGCAAACGAGGGAGAAAGCUUGCCGAAACUCUGGUCGAAAAGUACGAGUCGCUACGGACUUUGACCAGUCAGACUGUGGUGCCCGUCGUGCAGAGACUUCGAACCGCAAUCCGAGGUCUACUCCUCAGCCGCCCAAGGAAUUUCCUCAUGCCGGACAGGUGGCCAGACGUCGCUCCAAUCAUUCGCACAUGUUUUGAUGCACGCAUUCAACAAGAAGGCCAAGUCCUGGACGAACUCGAGCGCAUCAACAGAAAGGCAAUGGGCUACAACAAGUUGGAAUGUUCUGCUCAAAGAACUCCUGAACAGGCGAUCGUGGAGACUUUGGACUCUUUGCAGCUACCUUACGACCUAGCUAAGCUUGCAGACGAACUUACCAGAGUUUGUCCAGACAGUGACUUCCUCAUCACGACGUGUCUUGAAUGGGCAUGCACUCGCUUUCGGCAGUCGAGAGCUCGGAUAUACGUUCUCGCCCGUCUGAUCAGACGCUGGCAGAGACUCGGGCACGACACGGAUGCCCUCAUCUUGAACUAUCUCUCGGCGUAUAGAGAGGGCAAGACCAGUACCGAUCCCAAAGCCUUGAGACAUCUAGUUGGACAACUUUCGAGAUCCAAUUCUUUUUCCACCAGCAAAUACCUACAGUGGCUUAUGGUGAGAGGCCUCCCCAAACGUGGCACCGUCAAACUCGAGGUGGCUUCCACCAGCAAGCACGCGGAAGCAGAUGUCCAUACAAAUCCUGCCGAUUUCUUGCUCGAUCUUUCUCUUCAGAAUGUGGAGGAGCAUGUCGUCAACUUGCGCAACUCAAUUCUGGAACGUGCCGGCUUCGACCUUCAAUUGGAGUCGAAACUCUACGCGCAAUGCAUUGAAUUUAGUGAGCAGCGAUUGGGACAGCUGGGUUCGAGAUCUGCCUAUGGACAAACAAGUGUACCGCAACCGGCCUUUGGUUCUUUGCCAUGGUCUGUAAAAUCGAAAGUGUCUCUGUGGUUGAGAACGCGAGUCAGAGUCAUGCAAAGCUCUACACAUUUCGUUGGUCGGGGUACUGCAACAACGGUCUUACCCCCAUUUGGAAUGCUGAACGUGGAGCAGUUUGCAUUUGUCCGAUAUGUCCUUGAAUGUAUGGAUGAUGGAUCUGUCCUUGCCGAUGUCGUCGGCAUCUUGUGCUGCGCACAACACGAUGAAUUGGUUGCAGCUCUGGCUGCCACUAUUCAAUUCCACGCGGACUCGUUCUCGGCGAUAGGGGCGUUGGAGGUGCUGCAGAAACGAAUGUACCAGAUAUACAUCAACUGGCGUGCGACCAGGCCAGCAAUGCCGCUGCUGACAAAUGCGCUUCUGGAUCUUUGUACGGCAAUUCCUAUUAAGCCGCCAGCACUCAAAUCAUUGCAACAAGAUUUUGUCAGAGGUGACCGCGGACGAGCGGUUGCCGCCUGUUCUCCAUAUAGUGAUGGUAUUGCCGAAUCGCUACAACAAGCCGGAGCCACCUUCGUGGAAGAUUUCGAAGCUAUACUGCAAUCUGAGCCAAAUAUGACGGAACAAACCAUGAAUGGGCUAUUUUCGGUGCUUGUCGAUCGUAUAGAGAAGCAGCAAAGGUUUAGCGACGACUCAAGCAUGAUGUUUUCAUUCUGCCAGCUCCUGAGCCGCUUACGGUUGUGCCGGAAAACACAGGCUGAUCUGCUGAUUCAAAAGUGGCUAGCAAGACUCGGGCCAAUGCUGGAUGGAAACUUUGGCUCAUUUCUCUUUCAGAACCUCAUCGGAACUGGCUGCGUUAGCUUCGCAGCCUUCUUGGAGGGUAUUGGUGUUGCGAAACUUGGGCUGCGGAAGCUCCCCGCUGCUACAGUACUGUUGCGGCGUAUACUUGCUCCAGGAAGAGACAUCUUAGCCGACCUGGCCAUGUAUCAGACACGUACCAGGUGGUUCGAGUUUUGUCAACAACGCCCCAAGGCCGCAAUCCAAGUCGCUUGUGACGCAGGUAUGGAGAAUGUUCGGCCUUUCGAAGCUUGUCGACUAUCUUCGCUUCUCCUCGACCGUACUCUGACUUCAUCGCCUUUCUCCGAGGAAGCAAGCAGAAGACUGUUACAGGAACUCAAUCGUCUGCUCAAUUGCCGUCACGGUGGUCUUACCGGUGCUGAUCUUCUUACCCUACUCGCCUCUGUCAAUGUUUUCUCUCAUCGCUAUGUGCACCUUCGGUUCUGGUUGACGUCACAAGUUCACCCAGAGAAUCAUCCUGUCGCCGAUUCGGGAGAAUUGGUGCAGCUUCUCUCAGACGCUUUAGAGCAGACAGUGAGCAGAUCUGGCGGAAGACAGGCGAAUGAUGUACGCUUCGCGCAGUUACUUGAGGCGGUCGGAUCUGAUAUUGCCAAUCGGCUUCGGCACAGAGUUGAGAAUGAAUUUCUGGAGGCAUUGCCAAAACUGCCAAUGAGCAAGAUAACCAGUCCAUUGACUGCUGCGUUUCCGGCCGACAUCCAUCAGCUAUCAUCCACGGUGGACCGAGCGUUUCUAGUAUGCACGAAGGGUACCAGUCCCAUGCCUGGCUUCACGGUUCAAUUGAUCGAGAGGCUUUCUCUCAUGAUGCGCCUUCAGGGAAACAAUGUGUCGACUCCCGCAUCUACAGUGCCGGGACUUCCAGGUUCUGCGCCAUUGAAUAUGAACCCUCAUCAGUUGAUGUCGGUGACUUCUAGCCCAAUGGCAAGCACAUCGGAAGGUGUUAGCGGAAGUUCCGCGAGCGCAAACUGGGGUCAACUCAAUUACAUCCUACAGAUGAUAUGUCUACAACGAUUGGCAAUAGUGGCCGCUGGGCGCAACGGACCAAAUGCCAGACAGGGACAAUCGGAACAGAUUCAAUUGUUAGCCCGCUUGGCCCAGCUAUUCGCGAACACCAGAUUUGCGUCCGUGAACCAAGAUAGGGACAAGGAAGAACAGCGGAAAACCAGAGAGCUGCACGACUUUAUUUUGGAUGUACUUUCUACAAUUGUUGACGAGGUCUCUGACGAGGUUAGGAUCAUGUGUGCAAAGCUACUGAGGGAUAAGAGCCAAGAUGACAAACUCAGGUAUGUGUUUGGCAGUGCCAACCUGACAGGAUCUGUGCAGGCACAGGACAUGGGUCAUGGAUUGCAAUUGGUCAAAGAAGGCAAAGGCCUGUUGGGUGAUUGGAAGCCACGAGUGUGGGAAGUUCUGGACAAUGGCAGCACCAAGGAGAACGAGACAUCGCUUGGACUGGGCCUAUUUGGGUGUAGACGGGAAUUGGAGGCCAUCAAUUGAGGCCCUGUGAGCUAUUCCGGAUUUUCUAUGGAUUGCGCAUCUGAGGCGGCAAAGUCAACAUGUAUGUACAGCCAUCUAUUACGAAGUCACGAUUGUUGUCCGACUACUUAUUGUCUAUGGAACCCAGGGGAUUUGGGUUUGGACGUCUGAGAUUUGACACAUCUGGCCAUUGGAGUUUUAAGAAGAGGGAAAGAGGACUACAUAGACGGCUAGAGGUACGUCUCAGAAGAUCUUUUGGCAGAUCGAUGCGUGAUGGCCCAUAGGAUGCCCUCGUGGAGGUGUCUUGGGUAUGCAGGUGACAGAUAGAUAUGUAUGCAUGAUGUAGAUGUCCAGCGAUAU
Molecule: messenger RNA, 5044 nt
Organism: Exophiala viscosa
Lineage: Eukaryota; Fungi; Ascomycota; Eurotiomycetes; Chaetothyriales; Herpotrichiellaceae
Exons: 1
Coding region: 185-4705 (1506 amino acids)
Biological process (GO): regulation of transcription by RNA polymerase II
Cellular component (GO): mediator complex
Molecular function (GO): transcription coregulator activity
Source: RefSeq, a predicted model, not a curated record